Molecule: messenger RNA, 1716 nt
Organism: Torulaspora delbrueckii
Lineage: Eukaryota; Fungi; Ascomycota; Saccharomycetes; Saccharomycetales; Saccharomycetaceae
Gene: ORC4
Product: origin recognition complex subunit 4
Exons: 1
Coding region: 1-1716 (571 amino acids)
Biological process (GO): DNA replication initiation; DNA replication
Cellular component (GO): nuclear origin of replication recognition complex; nucleus
Molecular function (GO): DNA replication origin binding
Source: RefSeq, a predicted model, not a curated record
AUGAAGGAAAUCGAUGCUGAUUUCGGACCUCUUCGUAAGUCUAAAGCAAAAGUCGAUUCCAAACGUAUCCUCAAAGAUAGUGCAAUCGAUCAUGAACAGAAUAGUGUUUUGCAAAAGAUAACGUUGCUGCCAAUCAGAAGAGAUAGUACCAACUCCGUUACUAAACCAAAAAAACUGAAGGAUACUGAUAUACUCAAUGACAAAGAGACUGAGAUUCUACAAAAAAUUCGCCUAGUAACUAAGAGUCCAAGUACGGAGAAGGUCGAAACAUUGGAUCCCGAAUUCAGAAGGUUUAGGCAAUACCUCCUGCGAAGCAUAUGCCAAGAAUUGCCUCCCGAGGAAAACAAGUUGCUAAGUCAUUUACGUGAACCAGAGCAAGAGAUCGACAGGAUUUUACGACAAGCGAUUGUUCAGAAGGAGAGCCACUCCAGCAUAAUAAUAGGACCGCGAGAGAGCUACAAAAGUUUUCUCUUGAACCGUGAACUUAACCUUCUGUCCCAGAAAUAUAAAGAUCAAUUCAUUACCAUAAGAUUAAAUGGGUUCAUUCAUUCAGAACAAGCGGCCAUCAACGGCAUCGCAACACAACUGGAACAACAAUUGCAAAAUCUGCGAAACACCCCUAUCCCUACCCGAAAAGGUUCAGAUAUCAGUAGUGGUUCCUUGACUGAGGUUUUUGAAAAGAUUUUGAGAGUGCUCGACUCUACAUCUACCACACACCAUCAAAAAAGGAAUAAAAAUAACGCCACUACCAAGCUUACCGUCAUAUUCAUAUUUGACGAAAUUGAUACAUUUGCAGGGCCAGUAAGACAAUCCCUACUUUAUAAUUUGUUCGAUAUGGUUGAACACGCAAGAGUUCCAGUUUGCAUCCUAGGCUGUACAACAAAAUUGAAUAUUCUCGAGUUCUUGGAAAAGAGAGUGAAGAGUAGAUUUUCCCAAAGAAUCAUCUUUAUGCCCCAAAUUGAGAAUCUCGAACAGUUUGUCAAAAUUACUGGAGAAUUAUUAAGACUAGACCGUCCCUCAGCUUAUAAAUAUGGUGAAGAUUGGAAUCGAAAGAUUGAUGAAACGCUGUCGGAUGAAAAGUCAGAGCUACAUCGCCUGGUCAAAGUGAAUUAUGAAACUUUUCGAUCGAUACCGUAUUUCAAGAAUAGCAUCAUACCACUAAUUUAUGGCGCGCCAGAUUUCGAAAACCUGUGUCAUUUAAUAGAUACCAGCGGUCCGAUCAAGGAAUACAUGAACAAUCAACUAGGGAAUAGCCUAACAUCAUUAGUUCAGUCGCUGUCGGACUUAGAGCUUGCUAUACUCAUAUGUGCAGCUCGUACUGCGCUGAAAGCCAAGGAUGAAACGAUAAAUUUCAAUCUGACCUACGCAGAAUACGAAAGCAUGACAAAAGCUCUCAACGCUAAGAUCCCGACGGUUGCAAAAACCGGCAAAUCAGUAGAAGGAUCAUCAGUGCUCUUUGACAAUGCAAUAAAGUUGUGGAAAAAAAAGGAUGUGAAAAACGUAUGGGAAACUUUGAUCAAUCUGAACUUUUUGACGGAGAAGUCUGCUGUCGGUUUACGUGAGUCAGCUAUUGCGGUCUUCUAUGCAAGUAAUUAUCAGCUUCAAGGAACUACGAUCCCGUUUGACUUGAGAUUGUAUCAAACGCAUGUCACACUAUCAGAUCUCAGGCGCAUUGUUCCUAGAUCGUCACUUCACUACCCAUGGACUCAACUAUAG